AUGACUACACCUGAAGAGCAGCUUUUGGAACUUACCGGAAAGAAGGAGCUUAUUGAAGAAGCUAAAAUCGCGAAUUUGUUCGAUCAACUCAAGCCAGUACAAUCAGAAUUCAUGUUAGGCGAUUGGCUCGCAGGAUACUAUGACACGGGACAUAUGACUAACAAGGACUUGGCCGAAAUGCGCUGGGCCGGCAAGUGUUUCCGUACAGUCAACGACAUCGAUCCCGUGAUGGUGUAUGAUGACAAUGGUAACCGCGUACAUAAGAAGGAAUUCGGUCAAGCCCAGUUGCGCCAAGUGGAGUACCACGGUGUGGUGUCGGCGUGCAUGAUUUACGACACGAUGCCUAUUAUGGACCAUUUCCGAUAUCUCAACGAGGAGACUGUGGUUGGCGCGAUGGAUUCCAAGCUUCAUGCGGCGAUUCCUAACGUUGGCACUUUUUACUUUUACUUGACCCGAAUGAAGUAA
This is a messenger RNA of Radiomyces spectabilis, 465 nucleotides long. RefSeq lists its product as uncharacterized. The transcript is spliced from 3 exons. The coding region runs from base 1 to 465 and encodes 154 amino acids. The record is from RefSeq and is a predicted model, not a curated record. NCBI's taxonomy places the organism in Eukaryota, Fungi, Mucoromycota, Mucoromycetes, Mucorales, Radiomycetaceae.